CAGUCACUGGCCUCGGCAUGAAUAAUGAGAACUCAGAAUAUACCUCAUACACGUCGUUUCCCCGCAUAAGAAGGGUUCAAUGCGUUUUUCGUGUUUCUCCAGAUAUUUAAGUGCCAAUUACCCGGUGUUAUGGUGACUGCGAUGCACUACCAAGAAACAAGCAUAACCUGCCAACAUGCAAGCACCACAAGAAAUUUACGACCUGAUUGUCUCCCAGGUGGAUGACGUCGAUAGCCGGCCUUGGGCGGUGCCGACACGACAAUACAUGAUUCCAUCCGACGAGCUUCGACACCAGCUGGCGACGCUGCGGCUGGUUAACCGUGCCUUCUGUCGCAGUGCCUCGCCGCGUCUCUUCCGACACCUCCGCGUUGUCGCCAAAUCUUCACAAUCCAAGACCUCCCAAUCGCCGCUUGUAGGCCUCGUAGAGCUCUCCCACGGGCCCUAUGCCGACUACGUGCGCCAAGUGGACAUCGGGCUCGAGGACGACACAGAGCACUCGGAGGAGUUCUGCUCCAUGUUCCUCGAGGACCUGGCGGGCGUACUACCCUCGUGCCUGCACCGACUGCCCCAACUCAAGGCGCUCGACUUUCAGGGGUUUCCCGGCUCGUCACCCGAGGCUACCGCCCGUGAGUUGGUCAAUACCGUCAUCCGCAGCCUCCGCUACACGCCACUGCCGAACUUAACCGAGCUGGAGAUCGCCUUCCCCAUCACUCACGACUUCGCCCACUUCUUCCCCGCCAAGACCAUCAGCUCCAGUGCCUUGCGCAUCUCCAUCGAGCAUGUCCUUCAGCACCUCGACCACCUGGGCCUUCGCAUAACUGCCUCCCCCAGCGAUGCACAGCCAUCACAUCAGCCGGCGGGUCCGGCCCAGAACGCGGCCGCAUACGCCCUCUUGCCGAACCAAGCUCACGCCCACUGGCUCUUCAAGAUGAUCCGGCACGCCAGCCACCUGAAGUCCCUCUCCAUCGCCGGCUCCGAGACCCUGGACCUCGACGGGGCCUCCUUCAGCCGCUCCCUUCGCCUGGAAUCGAUCCACCUCCACCGGGUGUCCAUCUCGUCCUACAAGCUCCUGUCGCUGGUUGAACAAUGCAAGGAUUCCAUCCGACACAUUGAGCUCCGUCAGGUGCAGCUCAACUCGGGCGAAUGGCAACACGUGCUGUCGCGCAUGACGCACCUGCCGGGGCUGGUGAGCUUCGUGAUCAAGUCGUGCGGCUACUCGUCGACGGGGGCGGGCGCUGCCUACGCACACUCCAGCGGGGGCUCGUCGGCGGCGGUGAUGAAGACGACGAACUCGACCGAGAUCCUGGCGCUGGGCGCCUUGCAGCGUCGGGUUCACGAGAACCGGGUGAACUGUGGGCGGGUUCCGGUGCGGGAGACGGAGUGUCGACGGAGACUGAAGAGCAUUUGAGUUAUUAGCGUUGUGGCAUCAUCCCCCUGCAUUGGAUUGUCUGCAUUAAUAAUGGUAGCAUGGUUGCUGUCGGCCCACAGCGACGAAAGAAAAGUAAUGACUAACUGACUAGCAUAUUAUCGUGAUUAUUUUCGGUCCAGUAGCUUUUUCUCAUCUUGCAUUUUCUGACUAGUGAGCAC
Aspergillus saccharolyticus JOP 1030-1 is the source of this 1587-nucleotide messenger RNA. RefSeq lists its product as uncharacterized. Lineage: Eukaryota; Fungi; Ascomycota; Eurotiomycetes; Eurotiales; Aspergillaceae. The record is from RefSeq and is a predicted model, not a curated record. The transcript is spliced from 2 exons. Bases 176 to 1408 code for a protein of 410 amino acids.